Messenger RNA from Penicillium chermesinum, 1026 nucleotides. RefSeq lists its product as uncharacterized. NCBI's taxonomy places the organism in Eukaryota, Fungi, Ascomycota, Eurotiomycetes, Eurotiales, Aspergillaceae. The coding region runs from base 1 to 1026 and encodes 341 amino acids. The record is from RefSeq and is a predicted model, not a curated record. The transcript has a single exon.
AUGGAGCAGCCCUCGCCAUGGGAGCUGUUCAACAGCUCUUGGACUCUUCACCGUCUCUCGCCUCUCCACCAUCAAAGAGAUUACGUCACCCUCCUCGACAACCCCGCUGCCUUGAAGGUGUACGCGACCCGCCUGCGCGACCAGCUCACUGGCGACGUGCUAGCCGGUCUGCAAGGCAACGCCAUUGAGGAUGACUCGUUGUCAAAGACAGGCGCUCUGACCGAGUGCACAUGGCAGGCCAUCUCGACCAGUCCCACGAACAGAUCUUCGGACCGCGCAUCCUCGUUCCCGGGAAUACUAGUGACGCUCCAAUACGAGAAUAUUACCUAUAGAGCAGCCAUACUUGCAGACCCCGAGUCCGAUACGAUUUCUCCACGAAAGGGCUCGACAUUCCUGCCGCUCCUACUGACGAAACUCCCGAACACCCUGCGCCAGACCUUCAUCUCAUUUCUUUCGGCAAAUUUCGACGCCUACUGCGCCUCGCUUCGCCUCCCUUCAUCAUUCCUUUGCAAGGGCCUAGAGACUUAUAUCGAUGAAUUGUCGGCUUCGCGCCCCCGUUCGGAUAAUAUUGUCGAGGAGGUGGUCAAGGAUUUACAACUCACCCUCGCCUUUUCCACAUCGAUUGCGCCGGCGCUGCGAACUCUGAAUAUAGGCAUUGCCCGUGCAUCAUUGGCGAAUUUCCUGCGCAAUGAGCCCCAGAAGUCAAAGCAGAAACAGAAGCAGCCGCAGCGCAACCCUUUACUCGAGAAUCUCACGGCAUACCUGGACACUCACCUGGCGAUGCAGCUCGAUCUGGAUGGCUCUUCACAGAACUUGGUAGCGCGACAGCAUGUCCGCCUAUCGAAGGUCGCGUGUGCAGCUUUUGUUCUGGGGACUGACGGGAAGAUGAAGUUGGUUGUGGAUACAACUGAUGCGGAUGCUGCGGAGGAUCUUUCAACUAGAGACCAGGCUACAUUACAUGCUAGCGAGGCUUUGCUGCGGGCGGUGAUUCGCAAGGCUGUUAUUGGUGAUCAGGCUAAAACUUGA